AUGCCUUCACCUGUGCAGCCAAGUCACUCCUCAUCUGCAGAAGGAGAGAAACACAAGCAAUUGAAUAAAGACAUCAAGGACAUGGUCUCUGCCAUCACUCACAGGGUCACUGAUUUUCACAAAUCAGGCUCAACCCACCAUUUGGAGAACGAUGAGGAACAUGGUUUGAGCAUGGUCACCCUUGCAGGGAACAACAAUGGUGCCACUAUGAGAAGUGAGUUGGAUGAUAAAUCAGGCAACCAUUCUCAUGGUGAUGAGCCAGAGGCACUGAGCACCUAUGUUAACAGCAACUUCCAAGCCAUCAACAACUCAGUCAUGCUUGGUGGAAGUUAUCAUGCCAAUGAUCCUGGUGUGCACCUGGACAUUUCAGAUUUGUCCACUGAGCCUCACCAACGCCACCACCUCAAGGAAGAAAGGCUUGGGAAGAAGGGAAGGAAAAUAGAGAAACAAGCUUCCAAACCCAAACCACAAUCAUCAUCAUCUUCUUCUGAUUGA
Sphenostylis stenocarpa is the source of this 495-nucleotide messenger RNA. Lineage: Eukaryota; Viridiplantae; Streptophyta; Magnoliopsida; Fabales; Fabaceae. The record is from the annotation of a GenBank genome assembly.